This is a messenger RNA of Candida albicans SC5314, 309 nucleotides long. RefSeq lists its product as uncharacterized. The transcript has a single exon. The coding region runs from base 1 to 309 and encodes 102 amino acids. The record is from RefSeq and is a predicted model, not a curated record. NCBI's taxonomy places the organism in Eukaryota, Fungi, Ascomycota, Pichiomycetes, Serinales, Debaryomycetaceae.
AUGAAUUAUACUAAAAAACAGAAGGAGGCAAUAUUAAAUCAUCUUAGAUUGGAGAGAGCAAAAGUAGCGAAACGGAAUGAAAUAUCCAAGAAGAAAUUAGCAGACCAAACUUCCCAAAAGGUACUACGAAGAUUGAAUGGAGUCAGUGUAACGUUAUGGGAUAUCAAAUUGAAAGACAUAUUUCAAGUGGAAAGAUCAAAGAAACUAGUUGCCAAAAACCUAGUCAGAGACGUGCAGGACAUGAGGCGAAAACUACUACUUGAACAAAAGAAAAGUCCACUGAAGACAACACACACAAGCACCACUUAA